GACGUGCAGGCGCUGGCCGCGGCGCAGGCGAGGGCCCUCCGUCGGCAGCUCGCUCUUGGGCAGUGAUGGCGGCCGCCUGCGUGCCGGGCAUCUUCUUCCUCACGCGGUACAGCGUGGGCGGCGUCGCGGUGUACCACGAGAGGCUGCUCCUGUUCGCCACGGGGUACGUGCUGACGCCGGACGUGGACGACUACGGCGAGAGCGUGACGCCGGACGCGGACAUCCGCAGCGUCCACCAGAUCGCCCGGCAGGGCGGGCGCGUGGGCGGGAUCGUGGAGGCCCAGACGCACCGCUUCCGCCAGCUGCCGACGCAGGCGGAGCUGUGGGCGGCACUGCGGCGCGGAGCCGCCGCAGGCUUCGGAGGGCUUCCGUCGUCUCCGUUCGAGCUCGACCUCUCGGCCGCCAACUGUGGGGGGCAGCUGGCAGGGCCGAUGCAGGUCGCCGACCCGCUCGCGGCCCUAGCCCCCGCGCCCCCGGCGGGCGGUGCUCUGGUCGGCAGCUGUGCCGCCAGGAAGCUCACGUCCACGGACUACGGGGUGGACAUGCACGAGACCCUCUCACGCAUGGUAGAGGCCAUGGGAGGGUCGGACCAUCUCGACGUCGUCUACUUGGCGAGCGCGGAGAUUGGCUACCGCAAGCUCCAGCUGAUCGAGCACUACUGGGACGACAGGAGCGCCGAGCAGCAGCACAACAACAGCAAUAUCCCCUUGGAGGAGAGCCAGGCCUUCAUGGGCGGGGCUCGGGCGCCCCCGAUGGUGCGCCCGGAGCUGCUCGAGACGGUCUCGAAGGAGUUGGAGCGCAUCUCGAGCAUCGAGAAGAACGCAAGGGAGCUCAGGGAGGAGCAGGCCGCCGCCGCCAAGGCAAAGGGCGAGCUCCUCACCGAGCUCGUGGUGGCGCUCAACCAGCUGGAUGCCGGCUCUGACCUCGUUCGCAGACAGUGCGAGGGCGAGCCCAGCAGGAUGCAGCAGCUAUGCUUGGAGCGACUCGCCGAGAGCUGCGCGGCGAUGGGCGCUCCGCCUUCUGACUUGUCGACCGAGGUGGCCCUGCGGGAGCUCCAGGUCGGCGCCGCCUACGGGGACUGCGACCCCGUCACGGCGGCCCCCUUCGUGUACGACCUCGUCUCCUUGCCGGCUGUAGGUGGCGCCCGGGUGCCGCUGGACCUUCUGCUCGGGAGG
Prorocentrum cordatum is the source of this 1175-nucleotide messenger RNA. NCBI's taxonomy places the organism in Eukaryota, Dinophyceae, Prorocentrales, Prorocentraceae. The record is from the annotation of a GenBank genome assembly.